AUGCCGGGAGAUGCCCAACUCCCACCUCCGCCGAGGGCUCCUCCUCCACCCGAACCCGACCCCAUGGCCGCCAUGAAGCUUACAAGGGGAACCUCGUGUGUUUUGUGCCAACAACGGAAGGUGCGUUGCGACAAGAACAAGCCAUGUGCCAACUGUGUCAAGGCUCGCGUGGAAUGUCGAGUGAUCCCCCCACAACCUCCAAGGCGGAGAAAGAAGAGGCUUCAAGAAAGGGACCUCGUCGACAGGCUGAAAAAGUAUGAGGUUCUUCUGGCCGAAAAUGGCGUCAAAUUCGACCCUAUUGCCACCGACCUCAAAGCUUCGGACCGGGAUUCAGUUCAUGUCGACGAAGGCUCCAACAUAGACGAAGUAGCCGAUUUAGAGAAUGACUUUGAAGGCUUGAAAACCUCACCUGAGGGCAGCACGUCCCCUUCAGUGGCGGGAAGCAGGAGGUCACAGUCUGACAAGCCAUUUAACAAAUGGUUUCCUUUUCAUAAAGAGUUCAGAGCCAGCGAGGAGCUACUUAGAGACUCCUCUGAAGACGAGGUUGACGGUUCCACCAUACAUCAUGCGUUUGACAAGAUGUACGACAACCAAGAUGGCUUCCCGUUCAUUGUGGGAACUCGUAAUGCGUCCGUUGCGCACCUACAUCCGUCUCCUAUACAAAUCUUUCAGCUAUGGCAGAUUUACAUCAACAACGUCAAUCCACUUUUAAAAAUUACCCACGUACCCACCGUCCAGGGACUCAUCAUUGAGGCUAGUGCCAGCCUUGAGAAGAUACCAAAGAAUGUAGAGACACUCAUGUUUGCGAUCUACUUGUUGGCUGUCACAUCGCUUGAGGACGCAGAGGUCGCAAAGAUGUUCAACGAACCCAAAACCGCCGUCUUGUCCAGGUUCCACACCGCACUUCAGCAGGCUCUGGUCAAUGCCGGCUUCAUGCGCACCAGUGAUACGAUGGUACUUCAGGCUUACAUGCUCUACCUGAUUGCUGUUCGCAUGUUUGUUGAUCCAAGACAAAUCUUUUGCUUGGUUGGCAUUGCCGUGAGAAUAGGCCAACGAAUGGGCCUUCACCGGGAUGUCGCUGCCUUUGGGUUAUCUCCAUACGAGGUUGAGCAAAGGCGACGUUUGUGGUGGACCAUUGUUGGCUAUGAUCGCCGAAUAGGCGAGAUGACAGGCUCAACCGUCACGGCUUUAUCGACUGCUGGUGACUGCAAGCUACCUCUAAAUAUUAACGAUACAGACCUUCAUGUCAAUGGCAAAGAUGCCCCCACACCACAUCAGGGCGCAACAGAAAUGCUCUUCGUCCUCAUCCGGACCGAGUUGGCCAUGGCCAUCAGCAGCGAUACUGUACGUGAUGGCCAACGAUCCCAUGGAGAUAAGGACAAGGAGUCUGGCGCCGGUACCAUCGCACCACGCCCCGUUUCGACUGUUCGCAUGGCAGGGCAAGACCAGACUUACACUCUUGACGGAUUCUUCGCGCACAUUGAGGGCACAUACCUCAAGUGGUGUGAUCCAAAGAUACCAUUGCACUUCUUCACCCUUACUAUGACGCGGCAGGCGCUGUGUAAGAUGAGGGUCAUCUCAUUUCUCGUGCGGAUGGGUAACGGCGAGGCGACUACGCUUCAGGAUCAUGAGCGCGACACACUCUUCCUCGAAGCUGUCCAGAUGAUCGAGUACGACAACAUAGUGCAGGCGGCGGAAAGCCUCCAGGGGUAUAAGUGGUAUACGUACCUUCACUUCCCAUUUCCGGCAUACAUGUUCCUGGUGACGGAGCUGCGUCAUCGACUGACAGGCCCAAUGGUUGAGCGGGCUUGGGACGCCAUCGCCGAGAACCAUGAACGGCGUGGCUUGAUGAAUACAUUACACAGCCCCAUGCACAUCGCUUUUGGCAACCUCUUCAUCAAGGCUUGGGACGCCCACGAGGCGGGCCAACGGCAGGUCGGAAAGCCAGUGCAGGAGCCCAUGUGGAUUACGAGGCUACGCCAACGGGCAGAGAAGGCCGGCAAGAAACAGCGCGGCGGCCGGACCGGACCAGAAGGGGCACCUGGGUUCGGUCAACAGAUGGCCAGGGCAGUACCGAUGGGUAACAGCACAUCGCAGGUGGGGCCUAUGCAAAUGCCACAGAGCAUGAUGAUGACGCCGCCCUCGGUUAGCGCUGGGACUCCGGCAAUGGGACCCCCCGCGUCGGAGGGAGAUGUCGAUAUGGACUGGAGCUAUCUAAUGCAAGGGUACGACAUGGAUACAUACGCGGCAUUCGGCGGAGGCUUCGGCGGCUUUCCUGUGGGUGGAAAUGGUAUGGUCGGUCCGGGGAUGAUGGGAAACCCCGACGCAGGCAACAUGUUUGGAAAUUAG
Molecule: messenger RNA, 2349 nt
Organism: Colletotrichum truncatum
Lineage: Eukaryota; Fungi; Ascomycota; Sordariomycetes; Glomerellales; Glomerellaceae
Source: RefSeq, a predicted model, not a curated record